AUGAAGUAUAUAAUUCCUUUAUUCAUCGUUUUCUUCUUCGCCAUUCACGCAAGUGAAAGCACGAAGAAAAUCGAGAAACGUGGUCUUCUCGGAGGUAAUGGACACGGCCAUGAUGUAUCUGGAUUCAAUAUUGAUAAUAUCGAGUCUGGUUCUUAUUUGCCACCACUGCCAUCUGUGGGAACAACUAAGAAAUCCUUCUUAGUCUCUUCUGUUUCCUCUCCAAGUUAUAGUGCCCCAGUCCCAUCCUAUUCUCCGCCAAUAUACAGAGUACCUGUUGUAGCACCAGUCCCAUCUUACAGCGCUCCUGUUUCUGCUCCAGUGCAAUCUUAUAACGUCCAUGUUUCCGCAGUCCCAUCUUAUGCUGCUGCUGUACCAGCUCCAACAUACGGUGUUCCUGUCUCUGUAUCGACAUCUUAUGGAGUCCCUAGCCUUCCAUCAGUACCUCUUCAUAGCAGUGUGGCAGCACCAGUGCCUGUGUCCGUGCCCAGUUUGAGUAAUGGAGUCAGUGUAGGAUCUGUGAGUGUACCCAGCACUUCUUACGGCGUGCCAAGCAAUGUUGUUCAUUCUGUACCUAAUGGCAUCUCAUCGAGCCAUGUCUCUUCAAAUGGAGUCUCUUCUGGAUUUGUGGGAUCUUUGAACGUACCCAACCACAGUUACGGAGUGCCAAGUUUUACCAGUGGAUCAGUGGUACCAGUAGCACCAGCGUCAUCAGUUAGUCUGUCACACAGUCAAUCGUAUGAUGUUCCAAGCUCUGGCCAUCAGUUAGUAGCACCACUGGCAUCAGUUAGCCUGUCACAAAACCAGUAUUCUGCUCCAAGUUCUGAUGAUGGAUAUUCAUAUCCUGUACCAUCGCAACAAUUAGUUUAA
Messenger RNA from Apis laboriosa (Himalayan honeybee), 867 nucleotides. RefSeq names its product flocculation protein FLO11-like. The coding region runs from base 1 to 867 and encodes 288 amino acids. The record is from RefSeq and is a predicted model, not a curated record. NCBI's taxonomy places the organism in Eukaryota, Metazoa, Arthropoda, Insecta, Hymenoptera, Apidae. The transcript has 2 exons.